UCUCUCUUCUAUUUCACUUCUCUCGUUCUUCUCUCUUCUUCCUCUCUCUCGUUCUUCUCUCUUCUUCCUUCCCAACAUCGGCGACGACAACUGAAAUUAGGGUUCCCAUUAUCUGCCGCCGCCGACGACAACAACAACAACCAAGAGGCCCUAUAGUUACUCUCAACCAUCCACGUCCUAAACUAGUUGGAAUAGUGGAGAGGCGAAUGCCGAUGCAAAUUGGGGGGUUCCAGAAAAAUGUUUUUGUGGUAAGCCUGUAAAACUUGAAGUGUGCAAAACUGGUUACAGGCAAGGCGACAGAGUCUACAAAUGCCCAAUGCUUAAAGAUGAAGAGUACGAGUCCCGAAACCACCUUAUUCAGUGGUGGGAUCAGGCGGUAACUGAGGAGCUUGAGAAGGUAAAUCACAAACUUGAUUCCGCACUAAGACAUGGACAACUAGCAUGCAAUCAUGCUUUGGAGUCCAUCCGGGAAACUAUUCAACUCAUGCAAGGCGAAAUUGAAACCCUUAAAGAAAGGUUACUCGCCAAAGAAGUCGAGAUUGAUAGGCUUAGGGCAUUACUUUCUACAUGGUGAUUAUGAUGUGUUUUAUGUUAUUGAGGAUGGUGUAUGGCAUUUGAACCUAAUUAUGUUAUGUUUCUGGAUUUUAUGUAAUAUUUGAACCUAAUUAGACAUGUAUUUACCUAUUUUAUGUUAUGUGUAUUGACCGGCCAACA
This is a messenger RNA of Arabidopsis thaliana (thale cress), 714 nucleotides long. Its product is annotated as mutator-like transposase. The record is from RefSeq and is marked reviewed. NCBI's taxonomy places the organism in Eukaryota, Viridiplantae, Streptophyta, Magnoliopsida, Brassicales, Brassicaceae. The coding region runs from base 317 to 574 and encodes 85 amino acids. The transcript is spliced from 3 exons.